GCGGGGCGGGCGCGCUGCGGCGGUCGCUGCUGCUUCCUCGGGCCAUUUUGCUCCGCGCGGAGAGACGAGAGGUGGAGAGCCAGGGCUAGAGGAGGCGCGGGCCGGAGGAAACGGCGGGCGGCGGGCUUUCCGCAUUCGCAGUGUCCGCAGGGGCUUAGCGAUCGCCGGCGAAGGGGGUAGGGGGGCCCCUUCCCGGUCCCUGCACCAUGAGCUGGGGCACCGAGCUUUGGGAUCAGUUUGACAACUUAGAAAAACACACCCAGUGGGGAAUCGAUAUUCUUGAAAAGUACAUCAAGUUUGUGAAGGAGAGAACUGAGAUUGAGCUCAGCUAUGCCAAGCAGCUCAGGAAUCUUUCAAAGAAAUACCAACCCAAGAAGAACUCAAAGGAAGAAGAAGAAUACAAGUAUACGGCAUGUAAAGCGUUUCUUUCCACCCUGAAUGAGAUGAAUGACUAUGCCGGCCAGCAUGAGGUCAUCUCUGAGAACAUGACGUCACAGAUCACGGUGGACCUGAUGCGCUAUGUGCAGGAGCUGAAGCAGGAGAGGAAAUCGAACUUCCAUGACGGACGGAAGGCCCAGCAGCACAUUGAGACGUGCUGGAAGCAGCUGGAGUCGAGUAAGAGGCGUUUCGAACGGGACUGCAAGGAGGCUGACCGUGCGCAGCAGUACUUCGAGAAGAUGGAUGCUGACAUCAACGUGACCAAGGCCGACGUGGAAAAGGCACGGCAGCAAGCUCAAUUACGUCACCAAAUGGCAGAGGACAGCAAAGCUGAUUACUCCUCAAUCCUGCAGAGAUUCAACCAGGAACAGUGGGAAUACUACCACACCCACAUCCCCAACAUCUUCCAGAAAAUACAAGAGAUGGAGGAAAGGCGGAUCGUGCGCAUUGGAGAGUCCAUGAAGACCUACGCGGAGGUGGACCGGCAGGUGAUACCCAUCAUCGGGAAAUGCUUGGAUGGUAUAGUGAAGGCGGCCGAGUCGAUCGACCAGAAAAAUGACUCCCAGCUGGUCGUGGAAGCCUACAAGUCAGGGUUCGAGCCUCCUGGAGACAUUGAGUUUGAAGACUACACCCAGCCGAUGAAACGCACGGUAUCAGAAAACAGCCUUUCGAGCUCCAAAGAAGGCAAGCCAGAGCUCAAGUUUGGCGGCAAAUCCAGAGGCAAGCUGUGGCCAUUCAUCAAGAAAAACAAGCUUAUGUCCCUUUUAACAUCCCCCCAUCAGCCUCCCCCUCCCCCCCCUGCCUCUGCCUCACCCUCUGCUGUUCCCAACGGCCCCCAGUCUCCCAAGCAGCAAAAGGAACCCCUCUCCCACCGCUUCAACGAGUUCAUGACCUCCAAACCCAAAAUCCACUGCUUCCGGAGCCUAAAGCGUGGGACUCAGUCUUUGAGUUAUCACAGAGAGCUCAUGAAGAGGACUCUAGGGAAACCCACGCAUGCCUUCGAGGCUAGGGACUAUGUUCUUUCUCUCAAGCUGGGUGCCACACCAGAAGACUUCAGCAACCUUCCGCCUGAGCAGAGAAGGAAAAAGCUGCAGCAGAAAGUUGAUGAUCUCAAUAAAGAGAUCCAAAAGGAGAUGGAUCAGAGGGAUGCCAUCACCAAAAUGAAAGAUGUAUACCUAAAGAACCCUCAGAUGGGAGAUCCGGCCAGCUUGGACCACAAACUCGCCGAGGCCGCCCAGAACAUAGAGAAACUGCGGCUGGAGACACAGAAGUUUGAGGCCUGGCUGGCUGAGGUGGAGGGCAGACUCCCGGCACGGAGUGAGCAGGCGCGCCGGCAGAGUGGGAUGUAUGAGGCUCAGACACACCAGACGGUCACUAAUUGCGCCCAGGACCGGGAAAGCAGCCCAGAUGGGAGUUACACAGAGGAGCAAAGUCAGGAGAGCGAGCUCAAGGUGCUGGCCACGGAUUUCGAUGACGAAUUUGAUGAUGAGGAACCACUGCCUGCCAUAGGGACCUGCAAGGCCCUCUACACAUUUGAAGGUCAGAAUGAAGGCACCAUUUCCGUGGUGGAAGGGGAGAUGCUGAGCGUCAUCGAGGAGGACAAGGGUGAUGGGUGGACUCGCAUCCGCAGAAGCGAAGAUGAGGAGGGCUACGUCCCUACCUCCUACGUCGAAGUCUAUUUAGACAAAAACGCCAAAGGUGCUAAGACUUAUAUUUAACCCACUUAAGACCAAACAAAAACCUUUAAAAGCAUUGGAGCUGUCUCUCCCCACCACUUUGGCUGUUACAGGCCUUCAAGAGGCCGCAGAGAGCAAGUGAUGCAGACACUCGGGGACCUGGGAGCAUCUCAGGCCUGAGUUUGUCCAACUUGGCCAUGUGCCGAGCUGCCACUGGCCUGCUUACAAGUGUGUCCUUUGAAAUCUGAUCAGUGUUUCCAUCCUUUCAACAAAAUAUGUAGAUUUUUUAAAUGUAUAGUGGUGGUUCGUGCCUAUAAUCCCAGUGCUCAGGGGGCUGAGUCAGGAGCAUCCCACUGAGUGUCAGGUUAGCCUGGGCUACAGAGUAAGACUCAGUAAGUAAAUAAGUAAAUAAAUAAAUAAGUAAAUAAAUAAAUGAUACAUUUGUUACUUCAUCAAUGGAACUGAGUAACACCUAAAGUCUUUGACUAAAGACGGUAACAUUCUCUUGGUGCCCACGCUGAGUGCCCUUACAUUGCUGCUCAGGUCCCCUGUGUUAGCCUUUAAUUGUCUGAGUGUCCCAAAAAACCAAGAGAUGUCCAGAAAUGUAUGCUCCUUGAGUGAUUUAACUUUGACUGACAUUCUUGUCUUCUGGCUCCACCGGAUGGGCCUGGGCCAAUGGUAGGGUGUCUUCAAGCUGUUGAGGCAGGCUUCUGCAGCAGCUAAGUGCCCAACACCCCUGUGGGCGUGGUUUUCUAUUCCUGUCAGAGGGUUUCCUGUGAGCAGAACCUGGUGGUACCAGCCACUGAACAAAAUGGCCCCUGCAUGUCCCUUUUUAAGGGGAAGACUUUCAUUUUCUUUUUGAUCUAUAAGAGCCAGUGUUUGAAAUACUAGACACUGUUUUUGGGGUUCUGGCACAUUUGAUCCAGCUAACUACAGCCAGAAUAAAAUAAAUGGUCUCGUGUUUUAAGGGAA
Molecule: messenger RNA, 3086 nt
Organism: Peromyscus leucopus (white-footed mouse)
Lineage: Eukaryota; Metazoa; Chordata; Mammalia; Rodentia; Cricetidae
Gene: Fnbp1
Product: formin binding protein 1
Exons: 17
Coding region: 207-2156 (649 amino acids)
Biological process (GO): signal transduction; endocytosis
Molecular function (GO): protein binding
Source: RefSeq, a predicted model, not a curated record